AUGGCGACAGGCUUUUCUCAGCCUCAAGGCAUUUCCCCUGCUCAGGGGUUGAGCGUUGCGGACAAAGGCACCUCGCAGGCAAGUUUCCAUCUUCGUUGUUCCACUUGGAACAAUACAAGUUCCUAUCAAGCUUUUUUUAAGAAGACCAAAGAAGGACUUGACUAUCAAACAGCUCCGCCGGGAACUACAUCCAAAAACGAGACAGAUAGGAGACUGUUGAAGGUCGGCCGGCGAGCGAAGCCCGAAGAGAGUCCAGAGGCAGAGGCGGGGGAGGACGACCUUGCGGACCUUAGUCAGGACAUGCAAGCGGCGUCCCUGAAAGGGCCUCAAGAGAAGCGCCGCAGGGUUGUGCUCUCUCAAUCCGAGGCCGAGUGGAAUACAAGCGAAGAAGGGAGUGACGCUGACAGCGGGGAGGACAUUGAAGGGGCGGAGUUUGAGCCGCGUGAGGAGAAAAGCCAGGAGCCGACUUCCGAGGACGAAAGGAUGAUUGAUGACACGCCUGCCGCCGGCUAUGCCAAUCCAGUCAUGGAGUACGGCCAAGCCAAUGCUGAGCUGUUUGAGAGCAGCCCAUAUGGGGCCCCUGCCUUUCAUCGUGGAGACGUCCCCGUCGUCUCAGCAGCGGACUAUCAAACAGCUCCGCCAAGAACUACAUCCAAAAACGAGACAGAUAGGAGAUCGUUGAAAGUCGGCCGGCGAGCGAAGCCCGAAGAGAGUCCAGGGGAGGCAGAGGCGGGGGAGGACGACCUCGCCGAUCUCAGUCAGGACAUGCAAGCAGCGUCUCUGAGAGGGCCGCAAGAGAAGCGCCGCAGGGUUGUGCUCUCUCAAUCCGAGGCCGAGUCCGAUACAAGUGAAACAGGGAGUGACGCUGACAGCGGGGAGGACAUUGAAGGGGCGGAGUUUGAGCCACGUGAGGUGGAAAGCCAGGAGCCGAAUUCUGAGGACGAAAGGAUGAUCGACAACGCGCCUGCCGCCGGCUGUGCCAAUCCGAUCAUAGAAUACGGCCAAGCCAAUGCUGAGCUGUUUGAGGACAGCCCACAUGGGGCCCCUGCCUUUCAUCGUGGAGAUAUCCCCGUUGUCUCGACUGCGGUGGGUUUUGUUCCUUAA
Molecule: messenger RNA, 1104 nt
Organism: Klebsormidium nitens
Lineage: Eukaryota; Viridiplantae; Streptophyta; Klebsormidiophyceae; Klebsormidiales; Klebsormidiaceae
Source: the annotation of a GenBank genome assembly